AGCGCCGAGUCAAAGGGACUGACCGUCACAAUCACUGUCAGGUCUCGCCAUGCUUGUGGUCGUGGUCGCUCUCCUGCUGGGCACGGCGACGGCCCAGUUCGACGUCUACUGGAACGUGCCCACCUUCAUGUGUCACAAGCACGGCGUCUUCGUCAACGCCUCGCGCUUCGGCAUUUUGCAGAACGAGGGCGACCAUUUUCGAGGCAACGUCAUGGUCAUUUUGUACGACCCGGGCCUUUUUCCCGCCUACCUAACCGACGAGCCCCAAGAAGAGGGCAUUUACGAGAGCAUCUUUGGCAAACAGCAGUACAGCGUUGUCGCCCGGAACGGCGGCUUGCCGCAAAAAGGAAACCUCACGCUACACCUCGAGGCCAUGAGGAACACAAUCAACGAGCUCAUCCCCAACCCCAUGUUUUCAGGAGCUGCAGUUAUAGAUUUUGAGUCUUGGCGGCCAACCUAUCGUCAAAACUGGGCAUCCCUAAAUAUUUACAGGGACAAGUCAAAAGCUCAGGCGAGGCAGGACCAUCCCUUUUGGUCAAAAGAGAGCAUUGAGAAUGAGGCAGAGAAACAAUUUGAGCGGUACGGCCGGCUCUUCAUGGAGCACACGCUGGCGGUGGCCAAGGACAUGCGGCCCAGAGCCAAAUGGGGCUACUACGCCUUUCCCUACUGCUACAAUUACACGCCGAAAAACAAGGGCUUCGACUGCCCUUCCGAAGUCAAAAACGAAAACAACGCACUUAAUUGGCUGUAUGCGGGCAGUGACGCUCUGUACCCCUCACUGUACAUGAGCAGACAAAAACUCAUUCCGGAACAGCACUUCAAAUUUGUGUAUGGCAGAGUUAACGAGGCCAAGAGACUGGCCAACAGAAUCAAGCCCAAGAGGCCUGACGUGCUGCCCUAUGUUUGGUAUAGGUACUACGACGAAAACGAGUACUUGACAACAGACGACGUCUACAACUGUGUAGGAGGGCCAAGGACGUUAGGCGUCCGAGGAGUAGUUUUGUGGGGCAGCGCCAAAGACGUGAACACCAAAGACAAGUGCUUGCGCUUUGAGCGUUUUGUGCAGGAAGUGCUUGGCCCGGUUGUUGAGCACGUCAAGACUGCGCCAGUUCAGGAAAUCGAGAAACGCCUCACAAGCAGAAGACGGCGAGCAAGUCUGCUGAAUGUGGACUGGAAAGCUUUAUUCCUGGACCCUAUUGCAAAUAUUCUGCACAAGAAGACAAAGCAGGCCAUUCCCAACAGGCAGUGAGAAUGGUGUUCAUGGUGUCGGGGGUGAAGGUCACCGGGCAAGGGGAGGUUUAUUGUGUGAUUUGACUCAUAGUGAGUCCUUAUUUCAGUCAUCAAUUGAGAUCUAAAUCUAAACCAAAGCAAAUCUACUCAGAUUUUAGACGUAAGACUGCAUUCAGAGAUCAUAAUUUGAAAACUUCCACCAUUAGCUUUUUUUUUUAAAUAUUUCUGAUAUUCAUUGUUGUUGUUUUCCGGAAUGUGCUUAGGUUGUAUAAUCGUAAAAAUGCAUUUUGUACGUUUUUAAGUCAAAUAAAAUAAAAAAGAAAUUA
Molecule: messenger RNA, 1556 nt
Organism: Neocloeon triangulifer
Lineage: Eukaryota; Metazoa; Arthropoda; Insecta; Ephemeroptera; Baetidae
Product: hyaluronidase B-like
Exons: 5
Coding region: 50-1249 (399 amino acids)
Biological process (GO): hyaluronan catabolic process; defense response; carbohydrate metabolic process
Molecular function (GO): hyalurononglucosaminidase activity
Source: RefSeq, a predicted model, not a curated record